This is a messenger RNA of Lodderomyces beijingensis, 1092 nucleotides long. The record is from the annotation of a GenBank genome assembly. NCBI's taxonomy places the organism in Eukaryota, Fungi, Ascomycota, Pichiomycetes, Serinales, Debaryomycetaceae.
AUGUCCGGCAAUCCAUCUCUAGUCUUGCAAAAAGUCAACGAAAUCACGUUUGAAGACCUCGCAGUGCCCAAAAUUGAAGCGCCCACUGAUGUCAUAGUCGAAGUUAAAAAGACGGGAAUCUGUGGUUCCGACAUCCACUACUACGCCGAGGGCAAGAUUGGCUCGUUUGAGUUGAAAAAACCCAUGGUGUUGGGCCACGAGUCCUCGGGAGUUGUUCACCAGGUUGGAGAUGGUGUCAAGCAUUUGAAAGUGGGCGACAGGGUCGCAAUUGAGCCUGGCGUCCCGUCAAGGUACAGCGACGCUUACAAGUCGGGCAAAUACGAGAUUGAUCCCGACAUGUGCUUUGCUGCUACGCCGCUGUCCGACCCCAACGUUCCUAAUCCGCCUGGUACUUUGUGCAAAUACUUCAAGUCGCCCGAGGAUUUCCUCUACAAGUUGCCAGACAAUGUCAGCUUGGAAUUGGGCGCGAUGGUUGAGCCCUUGAGUGUUGGCGUCCACGGCAUCAGGUUGGCCAACUUGUCAUUUGGCGAGAAUGUCAUUGUGUUUGGUGCUGGACCCGUGGGGUUGUUGACUGCUUCUGCUGCCAAACUUUUCGGGGCCUUCAACAUUAUGGUUGUUGAUGUCUUUGACGAGAAAUUGCAAUUGGCAAAGGAAAUUGGUGCUGCCAAUUAUACAUUCAACUCCAAGACCGGAGAUGUCAAGGAUCUAAUCGAGGCUUUUGAUGGGAUCAGACCCGAUAUUGUCUUGGAGUGCACUGGUGCUCCCCCUUGUAUCAAGAUGGCCGUUCAAGCUGUCAGGGAUGGGGGCAGGGUUGUUCAGAUCGGAAAUGCCAGCGGUGACGUUUCCUUCCCCAUUGUGGAGUUUUCCAAUAGGGAACUCACCUUGCACGGAAGCUUUAGAUACGGGUUUGGCGACUACCCUACUUCGAUCAAGAUUUUGGAGAAAAACUACGGUUCUGGCAAGGACAAGAUCCAAAUUGAUUUUGAAAAGUUGAUCACCAACGUGUUUCCUUGGAGGGACGCUAUUAAAGCCUAUGAUACCGUGAGGGAGGGCAAAGGAACUGUCAAGUGCAUCAUCGACGGUCCCGAAUAG